CAACAUGGAAGAAACAUAUUUCUUAGAUAAAAACGAAACAAUUGAGGUGUGGGCCAAGGUUGUUCCAUUCCCGUGGCAAGAUAACAGACUGGUCCCUAGUGUUUCUGAUCCAUCGUUGCUGCAAUUCAAUGAAUCGUGUGUUGAAGAAGUUGUUUCAAAAGGUGUUGUUAUUCGCAAUAUGACUGUGCAAAUAUCUCAAGUUCCACGAGUUUCAAAAGCAAGUUCCUUUGACAAUAGAAGAGGCAAUGCAACGUUUCAAAUCACAAUUUUUGAAGAAACAAAUGAUGAUCCCGUACGCUCAGAAACAGAAAUUAUUGUUGAUUGUCCACCCGGAAGAAAGAUGACAGUUUACAGGGACGUGUUAAAUUGUCCUGAGUUUGAAAACUAUACCUUCACAAUACCAAGUGGGCAAUACUGCACAGACUGUAUCUCACCGAUCUCAGCAGCAACGGAACCCAAGACGGUGAAAUAUGAUUUUUCUUCUCUUGGCUGUCCUUUGGAAGCAAAUUAUUAUGAUGUGUUCAAACCAACGAUUCAACUGAAGGAAGACGGGAAAGUUUUGAGAAAUAUUACAGCAAGUUUUGUCGUAUUUGAGAUGAACGGAAGACUUGACUACACGUAUGUGGCCACCAUGGCUGAGGUUGGUUGUGUAAGGGAAGCGCAGACCUAUCAAAAAAUGAUUGAUAACGCGACUCAUAUGUCUGAUGCUUCACUUGCAUGGUCCCCAGAGAACUACAAAAGUUGUUUUGUGCGGGAGUAUAAUGAAAUGGGGAACUUACAUCAACCUUACGAGAUCUUGAACGAAAGUGGUUUGUCUGCGCUAACGUGGAACAGUGAAGGCAUUUACGUGUUCAGAGCAAAGGUCAUUGAUCCAGAAUACAGUUUCUGUAAUCUGACAUCGAUGUUUGCAGUUCGUGUUACUGGUAUUGAGAGCGCCCAGGAAGAGUUGAUACCGUUUCUUGUCCUGGGAACGUCAGUUUUUGGCUUGUUUUCUAUUAUAUUGAUUGUUUUUAUGACCAGCAAGUAGGAUAUGUUUCAAGUUGAGU
Dendronephthya gigantea is the source of this 1046-nucleotide messenger RNA. RefSeq names its product cation channel sperm-associated protein subunit epsilon-like. The transcript is spliced from 13 exons. The coding region runs from base 5 to 1027 and encodes 340 amino acids. Gene Ontology annotation, cellular component: sperm principal piece; CatSper complex. The record is from RefSeq and is a predicted model, not a curated record. Gene Ontology annotation, biological process: flagellated sperm motility; sperm capacitation. Lineage: Eukaryota; Metazoa; Cnidaria; Anthozoa; Malacalcyonacea; Nephtheidae.